Molecule: messenger RNA, 213 nt
Organism: Macrosiphum euphorbiae (potato aphid)
Lineage: Eukaryota; Metazoa; Arthropoda; Insecta; Hemiptera; Aphididae
Source: the annotation of a GenBank genome assembly
AUGCGGUAUCGCCGACGAACAAGUGACGGGCGGCCAAGUGCCGAUAACGUCUACACGACGGGAGAAGACGCGUCGUCGCAGCGAACGGUUAAUCGUUACGGCGGCGAAUGGAACGACGGCGAUCGUGCGUCGACCGAACGGGAUGAGAUAUCGCGCGUCGGCGAAAUAGGAGGUAUGGCGUCCGUCGCGACUUACGGUCUGGAGUUGACGUAG